Molecule: messenger RNA, 1659 nt
Organism: Pteronotus mesoamericanus
Lineage: Eukaryota; Metazoa; Chordata; Mammalia; Chiroptera; Mormoopidae
Gene: CARNMT1
Product: carnosine N-methyltransferase 1
Exons: 8
Coding region: 74-1342 (422 amino acids)
Biological process (GO): carnosine metabolic process
Cellular component (GO): nucleus; cytosol
Molecular function (GO): carnosine N-methyltransferase activity
Source: RefSeq, a predicted model, not a curated record
AAGCCGAACAGCCGCCACCACGCUUUCAGUCGCGGCAAGACGCAAGCGAGCCAGGCUGAGGGCCGUGGCAGCUAUGCAGCGACGGCGGCGCCCUUCGCCGCCCGCUUCUCAGCUGCCAGAGGACUGUGGGGGAGGUGGCGGCGGCCGCGGGGGCCGCGGCGUCCACGGCGUGAGCGAGGAGGUGGAAGUGCAGUUCUCCGCCGGGCGUUUGGGCUCGGUCGCGGUGGAUUCGGCGGCGGCGGCAGCGGCGGCGGUGGUAGCCGCGCGCAGCACGGAGGAGGAGGAGGAGAGGCUCGAGCGCGAGCACUUUUGGAAGAUCAUUAAUGCUUUUCGCUACUACGGCACCAGUAUGCAUGAGCGAGUGAACCGAACAGAAAGACAAUUUCGAUCACUUCCAGCUAAUCAACAGAAACUACUUCCUCAGUUUCUUCUUCACUUGGACAAGAUCCGGAAAUGCAUUGAUCAUAAUCAAGAAAUACUCCUGACCAUUGUGAAUGAUUGCAUACAUAUGUUUGAAAAUAAAGAAUAUGGAGAAAAUGGGAAUGGAAAGAUUAUGCCAGCAUCUACAUUUGACAUGGAUAAGUUGAAAUCCACACUGAAACAGUUUGUGCGAGACUGGUGUGAAACUGGGAAAGCAGAAAGGGAUGCCUGUUACCAGCCAAUCAUUAAAGAAAUUUUAAAAAAUUUUCCAAAAGAGAGAUGGGAUCCUUCUAAAGUAAAUAUUCUGGUACCUGGUGCUGGACUAGGAAGACUGGCCUGGGAAAUAGCUAUGCUAGGUUAUGCUUGUCAAGGAAAUGAAUGGAGUUUUUUUAUGCUCUUUUCUUCCAACUUUGUACUCAACAGAUGUUCUGAAAUUAAUAAAUAUAAGCUUUAUCCCUGGAUCCAUCAGUUUAGCAAUAACCGGAGGUCAGCUGAUCAGAUUCGACCCAUCUUUUUCCCUGAUGUUGACCCCCACAGUCUUCCUCCAGGUUCUAACUUUUCUAUGACAGCAGGAGAUUUUCAGGAGAUAUACUCAGAAUGCAAUACCUGGGACUGUAUUGCUACCUGUUUCUUCAUAGACACAGCUCACAAUGUAAUUGAUUAUAUUGACACAAUAUGGAAAAUACUCAAGCCAGGUGGAAUUUGGAUAAAUCUAGGUCCUCUGCUGUACCACUUUGAAAAUUUGGCAAAUGAACUUUCCAUAGAAUUGAGCUAUGAGGAUCUAAAAAAUGUUGUUCUGCAGUAUGGAUUCCAGCUAGAGGUGGAAAAGGAAUCUGUCUUGUCAACAUAUACUGUGAAUGAUCUCUCCAUGAUGAAAUACUACUAUGAAUGUGUUUUGUUUGUGGUCCGUAAGCCACAAUAAUGGUCUCAAGUGAUAUCACCAAGAAAAAUAAGUUCAAUAAGAGCAAAUCCUGAAAUAAACAACUCAAAAACAACUAUCAAAUGACAGGACACAACCUCAAAUCAGUGGUGCCUUCUUAUUCCUAACAAAGUUUAGAAAUAGUGUCUAUUUUCUUAUGUCUUAUUGCUUUUUCAGAAAUAUACUAUGCCAUGCAUAUUUGUAUUACACAAGUAAAAACUGAGGAAAUAUCUUCAAGUUUACCUUUUGCUUGAAACCCAGAAUUGUCUUUCUGUAGAAAACACUUUAGUGUCUUCAUGAAGCUCUCCGUUCCAGGUCUG